AUUCAUAAACCCUUAUCCAAUUCUCUUUGCUACUCUUUGGCGCCAAUACAGAAAAAUGAGAUCCUGCAAAUCCCUAACCCUAGUAUGCGCAUCUCUCCGUUCCUUUGAAAAAUCCAAACCAAAUUUCUUCAAUUCCAAGCCCAUGUUUUCUCUAUCUCUUCGCCCUCUCUCUUCCCUCUCUCUCAAUUUCCAUCCCCUCUCUCAUUUCCGUGCAGGAAUCAGUCCGUGUAGAAUCCGCACAAGGUCUUAUGGGUCUAUGGACGGAGCAAUGUCAUUAGAAUCAACAGAAUUACCAGCAGAUGACUUGCAAAAUAACUGUGAGAAAAAUGACACCGUUGAGCACUUGCUGAACAACCGCGACGAUGUUUCGAGGCUUAUGAAAAUGGAGAGAAGAAGGUCGCUGUUGGUUGUCGACAAUGAAGUUGAACAAGCGCAACAGGAGAAGCGGUGGUUUCCUUACUUGGACCGGUUCGAGUGUGGGAGUGGUUUGUAUUUGAGUAGCGGGGAAGUGUUGGAGGCGAUGGAGCCGUAUAUAAUGGAGGAGAGGAAGGAGAGGUUUAGAAGUGCAGUGAAGAACCGGAGCUACUCGGUUUGUCUGGUGGUGGAAGGAUUGAGUGAUUUUGGAAACGUUUCGGCUACAUUUCGGUCUGCUGAUGCGCUUGGAUUCCAAUCAGUUCAUGUGGCCUCGUGUGACAGCUCGAAAAGGUACCGAGAAAAUCGUCAUGUUAGCAUGGGUGCAGAGAAAUGGUUGGACAUUGAACUUUGGGACUCUGUUCAAGAGUGCUUUAAAGUUCUAAAAUCUCGUGGUUAUCAAAUAGCCACAACGCAUGUGGGAAUGGAUGCAGUAUCCAUUUAUGACAUGGACUGGUCAUGCCCAACUGCAAUAGUAGUCGGAAAUGAAAGUAGGGGGGUAAGUGAUGCAGCCUUGGAACUGUCGGAUUUACACUGUAGUAUUCCAAUGAAAGGCAUGGUAGACUCUUUCAAUGUAUCAGUUGCAGCAGGCAUCCUCAUGCACCAUGCUGUUUGUGACAGAACUUCUCGCCUGGGCUGUCAUGGUGAUUUGAUGCCAGAAGAAAGUCAGAUCCUACUAGCAGAGUUUUCACUGCGUCAUAGCCAGAGUGCUAUUAGCAUUGCUCAUGAGUAUGCAAAGCGAAAGGCAGCUAUGCCUAUGCCCAAGCUUUGAUAGAGACUCGAACUACAUAAAGUUAGAUUCUUUCCGUUUUACUGCUUCCAACAAUUAUACAAUUGUUGUGAAUGCCAUUGGCAAUCCAUUUAAGUCAAAUCAAAGCUUCAAUUGGGAUUUUUACACUGAGGAAAAUGAUUGCUGCAAAAUCAGUCAAUAGAGAAGGUGAACAAGGUGGCUCACUUUGUGGCAAGCAACGGCCGAAGCAAAGAUGUACAUCGGGCUGGUAAUAUAGGUUAUGAGAUAACAACUUCAGAGUCAAUAGCCUGUGUUUUAAAUAUACUUUUUUCUAAUAUUCUAAGUUUGGACAGAGCACAAUGGAGAUUAAGGAUUCAUAUAAUCAACUACUUUGAAAUUAAGUCUUAGUUAUGUUAUAUUCUGAUUUUGUUACUAAAUAGGAGAAAGAAGACUUGUUUUCUUUGUACUUGGGUCAAGUCAGCCGUAAAGUUAUUUGGAAUUAGGCACCUUACUUGGGCUAUAUUCAUUUGCAAUGAAUUUCAGUGGACAUCUAUUUCUAAAUGAAAUUUCAUGUUUGGAUUGAUUAAUAAAUUCA
This is a messenger RNA of Jatropha curcas, 1736 nucleotides long. RefSeq names its product tRNA/rRNA methyltransferase (SpoU) family protein. NCBI's taxonomy places the organism in Eukaryota, Viridiplantae, Streptophyta, Magnoliopsida, Malpighiales, Euphorbiaceae. The record is from RefSeq and is a predicted model, not a curated record. Gene Ontology annotation, biological process: tRNA guanine ribose methylation. Gene Ontology annotation, molecular function: RNA binding; RNA methyltransferase activity.